GUUGCAAGCCGAAGAAGAGGCAAUGCCAGAAUCGACUGGCUGACUCGCUCUGGAGGAGCUGUUGUACAUAUAAUUUACAUUUCUCAACACAUUGAGAUCGCAGAGCUUCUUGUCUCCCCACUCAAAGUGCUCCAUUCGGCUGAAAUCAUGUCCUCCUUCGCCCGCCUCAUUCGCUUCAUUCCUUCUGGCGCUUCGCGUCCCCUCAUCGGCGAGCCUGUCGAUGCAGCGCUGGACGUGGGUCUUGCCUCGCUCAGCUCAAGCAGCGCCAUCAAGGUCGAAGUCUUCUCGGGCUCUUCGGUGCUGAACCCGGGAAAGAAGACGGGACAAAUUGAGACGGUACAGAGGUUGUUGAGUCCGCUGGCUAUGGAGGAGGUGGGAUCGAUUCGCUGCAUUGGUACCAACUACCGGAAACACGCCGAGGAGGUGAAGCUGCCGAUGCCGAAAGUCCCCAUCUUGUUCCUCAAGCCUGAAACCUCGCUCAACGACCCAGCACCAGCCAAGGUGGUCAUUCCGAAGGACUUUGUCAAGGACGAUGCUGCUGACUGGGAGUCUGAGCUGGCAAUCGUCAUCGGUAAAACAUGCAAGGACGUGCCCGAGUCCUCCGCCCUAGACUACCUUCUCGGCUAUACUGCCGCCAACGACAUUUCAUCACGAGCAGCCCAAUUCGAGCAGAGCCAGUGGUGCUACUCCAAGGGCUUCGAUGGCGCUUGUCCGAUCGGACCUGCAUUGGUGCACAAGGACCAAGUUAAGGACAUCGGUGAUCUGAGAGUUCGUGGACUGCUGAAUGGAAAUGUUGUGCAGGAUGGCACGCUUGAUGACCUCAUCUUCUCGGUGCCCAGAAUCAUCUCGUUCCUGUCACGAGGUACCACAUUGAGGCCAGGCACCGUAAUUCUUACCGGUACUCCCGCAGGUGUAGGCUGGAGCAUGAGCCCGAGGACAACGAUGAAGGACGGCGAUGAGUUCCGUGUGGAGAUCAGUCACGGCGUCGGCACUCUGGUCAGCCCAAUUGUUGCAGAGAAGUGA
Microstroma glucosiphilum is the source of this 1023-nucleotide messenger RNA. RefSeq names its product putative mitochondrion protein. The record is from RefSeq and is a predicted model, not a curated record. Gene Ontology annotation, molecular function: acetylpyruvate hydrolase activity. NCBI's taxonomy places the organism in Eukaryota, Fungi, Basidiomycota, Exobasidiomycetes, Microstromatales, Microstromataceae. The coding region runs from base 148 to 1023 and encodes 291 amino acids. The transcript is spliced from 6 exons.